AAAUUGAUGUUUAUAAUAUUCAUCAUUUGUGCUGCCUACCACUGCAUAAUGAUAUGUCUAUUUGGAAAGGUUGUAUAUUACGACUUGGUCCCGCCCUUCCCGCCUGUGGAGUCUUCCAGAAUUCACCGGCGGAUACGUGUGGCUUGAAAUUCCGCAGUGUUGUUUAAUUCCAUCUCUCAAAGUCAUUAUUUCACCGGUUACUUGUCAAAUUGGCAUUUCAGUUCCUUAGUCAACAUGUCAACGUUAGGCACGCUUGCCUUCGAUGAAUAUGGAAGGCCAUUCAUCAUCAUUAAAGACCAAGAUAAGAAGACACGGCUAACGGGCAUUGAUGCAUUGAAGUCUCAUAUUAUGGCAGCCAAGGCAGUUGCGUCGACGCUGAAAACAUCAUUGGGACCUAAUGGCCUGGAUAAAAUGAUGGUUGACCAAGAUGGAGAAGUGACUGUCACCAAUGAUGGAGCCACUAUUCUCAGCAUGAUGGAUGUCGACCAUCAAAUUGCUAAACUAAUGGUGGAGCUGUCAAAGUCCCAAGAUGAUGAGAUUGGAGAUGGAACCACUGGAGUUGUCGUGCUGGCCGGAGCUUUACUUGAGCAAGCUGAGCAGCUCCUGGACCGUGGAAUCCACCCCAUCAGGGUUUCUGAUGGUUACGAUCAGGCCGCACGUAUCGCGAUCGAGCAGCUCGACAAAAUCGCAGAAACUUUCCCCUGCGAUCCCAACAACACAGAACCCCUUAUUCAGACCGCUAUGACAACACUGGGAUCUAAAGUCAUCAACCGAUGCCACCGGCAGAUGGCAGAGAUUGCAGUGAAUGCUAUUCUCACUGUGGCUGAUAUGGAGCGAAAAGACGUUGACUUUGAACUUAUCAAGAUGGAGGGUAAGGUUGGAGGCAAGCUGGAGGACACGCAGCUCAUCAAGGGUGUCAUUGUUGACAAAGAGUUCAGUCAUCCUCAAAUGCCAAAGGUUCUGAAAGAUGUUAAAAUUGCAAUUCUCACCUGCCCGUUUGAGCCCCCUAAGCCCAAGACCAAGCAUAAACUGGAUGUUACCUCCGUUGAGGACUACAAAGCUCUUCAGAAAUAUGAAAAGGAAAAGUUUGAGGAGAUGAUCCAACAGGUCAAAAGCAACGGUGCUAACUUGGCCAUAUGCCAGUGGGGCUUUGAUGACGAAGCCAACCAUCUUCUGCUGCAGAACAAGUUACCUGCUGUCCGCUGGGUCGGAGGGCCGGAGAUUGAGUUGAUUGCCAUCGCCACAGGGGGCCGCAUUGUUCCGAGGUUUUGUGAGCUGACCCCGGAGAAGCUCGGCACUGCCGGCUUGGUGAAGGAGAUCUCUUUCGGCACCACCAAGGAUCACAUGCUGGUGAUUCAGGAAUGCAAAAACACAAGGGCUGUGACCAUUUUCAUCCGUGGAGGCAACAAAAUGAUUAUCGAUGAGGCCAAGCGUGCACUCCAUGAUGCUCUUUGUGUAAUUCGUAACUUGGUCAGAGAUAAUCGUGUUGUCUAUGGUGGAGGCGCUUCAGAGAUUGCUUGUGCUCUGGCCGUCAACCAAGCUGCUGACAAGUGCCCAUCAUUGGAGCAGUAUGCAAUGAGGUCGUUUGCAGAUGCUUUAGAGGUCAUCCCAAUGGCAUUGGCUGAGAACAGCGGCCUAAACCCCAUCCAGACCAUGACUGAGGUCAGAGCCAGACAGGUCAGAGACAACAACCCUUACUUGGGCAUAGACUGCCUCCAUAACAACACCAACGACAUGAAGCAGCAGCAUGUGAUCGAGACCCUAAUUGGCAAAAAGCAGCAAAUCUUGCUGGCCACUCAAGUAGUCAAGAUGAUCCUCAAAAUUGACGACAUCCGAAGCCCAGGAGAGUCCGAAGACUGAAGGCCCCACCCCAAGAACACCUGCAGGCUCACUUCAGCUCUGCAAUAUUGUAACACGUCUGGGCGACAGACACUUCCUUAGCACUGCGUCCAAACCGCACUGCCUACGGCUAUUUAUCAUUUGAUGCAACUCCCUGUUCUAGUACCACAGUUGACAUUAAAAUUUUGGUCUGAAGAAA
This is a messenger RNA of Syngnathoides biaculeatus (alligator pipefish), 2038 nucleotides long. It is a transcript of the gene cct5, whose product is annotated as chaperonin containing TCP1, subunit 5 (epsilon). The transcript is spliced from 11 exons. Lineage: Eukaryota; Metazoa; Chordata; Actinopteri; Syngnathiformes; Syngnathidae. The record is from RefSeq and is a predicted model, not a curated record. Gene Ontology annotation, cellular component: chaperonin-containing T-complex. Gene Ontology annotation, molecular function: ATP binding; ATP-dependent protein folding chaperone; ATP hydrolysis activity. The coding region runs from base 235 to 1860 and encodes 541 amino acids. Gene Ontology annotation, biological process: protein folding.